AUGGAAAACGUCAGGAAUUUCCUUUCGCACGAGAACAGCGUAGUCUUGAAGCUGACACUCAGAAGUUUGAUAAAACUGGGUUACCAGGUAAUGAUAAAGUACAUUAUAACUGUUAGCACAUACGAGAGCCAAAAAACAUAUUUCUUGUUUGGAUUUAGUGCACGUUUGGUGUUCUCCAGUGUGGGAAUUAUGGUAUCCCACAAAGCAGGCAUCGUGCUUUCGUGAUUGGUGCAGCAGCAGGACAAACUUUGGCAAAGUUUCCAGAACCCACGCAUUGUUUUGCUUCGCGCCUCUCCGUCACUGUCGACAAUAAAAAGGUAUGUACGUUACUCUUGAUUGGCUUGAUUUUUAAAUUGGGUCCUACUCAUAAAAAUAAUAAAAAGAGAAUGCGUACUUGGUCAUAAUCAUAUCCCGCUUUUCUUCAUGUGUGCUCUUAUGAAUCGGCCAUAUCGAAUUUGACUAGGUGCGAAAACUCCAAAGUAUAGAAAGCUAAGACUAAGUUUUCAUUGCUCAAAAGUUUUGUCUUGCUGUCCAAUUUACAGUUUGAGUAAAAGUUUUAAAACAAGUCUUGGAAAGAACAACGACAAAUGUGAUUGCUAUAUUUGUACAGUUUGUACAGUGAAAAGUAUGGCCUAAACAUGAUUUAUUCUCCAAACAUUUUUGCAUACUUCAUUAUAAAAUUAUGAAAUGAGUGUUUUUUUUCUUCCUUCACUUUAGCCGUAUUUUAUACAGUCUUUUAUAUUAUGCCUAUUAUAUGAAUUAUGUUUUCUUCCAUAAAAAAAACUUUAUGUCAUAUUUUACAUAGUUUAUUUGAUUGUAUUUGCAAGAUUGUUCUGUGCAUAAGAGCACAUGACAGCAUGAGAUAUUGUACAUUCUUCACUAAGCAUUGCGCCAUUGAUAUCGUAUGGAAACUUUCGAUCCGUUGCUCCAAAAUUACCACCAGUGUUAAGAAGUGGUGCUUCAUUUAAGCUAUAGUAUAAUGAUCACACUUGAACACGUAUAGCUAGCUAUAUGAUUGAUCAGAACAAUCAUGCGACAUUAGUGGCGUGUUCAUAAUCUUUGAACACUGUGUAUUUUGUCUCUUUCGAAUUCAUAUUUCAUACAGUAAAGUUACUUGUUUGUUGGACACAUAAUUAAUAAAUAUGAUUACUUAAAACUGAUUACAAUAUACGAUCAUUAUCAUAUAAUCUCGAAUCCAAGAUAUUCGCCAAGUAAACAGGCGCGCAACUUAUCAACUACUAAGCUUGAAAUCUGUGCUUCCAUUAAGCUUUGCGCGCUUAGAGUUUAAGGCUUUUCAAAGGACAAUCUUUUUUGAAUUGGCUGUAUAUGCCAGAACCAAAAGGCAAGAAUUUUUCAAAUUUGGAAAAUGAAACUAUCUAAAAUAUGUCUUAUAAAUUCAUUGACAACUUUGCUUGUACUAUUGUCAUGCACUUGUAACAUAGAAUAUACGUGAUGAGAUUUUGAGACGGUUCACAUGAAUUAAUAGACUUAAUAAAUAUGUAAUAAUAUUUGUUUCCAUUUAUCUUUAUUUAGUAUGUUACUAAUGCUGUGCAUAAAAAUGCACCAUACAGGUCUUUGACUGUUCGUGAUGCAAUAGGAGAUCUUCCAUCAUUGGCCAAUAACAGAAACGUAAGUUUACAGUAUAGCUAGGACACAUAUUUUUUCCUAUUUGCAUUCUGAAGCGCGAAUUUCGUCAGCAUAUAUUGUUACAUCAACUGGUUAAACAUGUUUUUUUCAGUGUUGAAUAAAAAUAACAAUAAUAGACGCUUCACAACCAAAUAGAUUAUAAAAUAGAGGGAGGAAAUAGCCGGACAAAUUGACUAAAACAAAACGCAGACAAUUAGAUGUAUGGAUGGUGAUUACCGCCAAAAUUAAUGUUUGAAUUUUGCCUUCCAAGUUCUUGAUAUUGUUGUUCGUUCCGUGCUUUAAGAUAUCAAUGAAUUGAAUUUUGAUAUUCAAAAAUUGAAUUUUGAUGUUCGCAAUUGCAUUUGCACUUCUGUUUGCGCAUUCUGUCCUUAAGCAUUCCAUUGUGAUGACAUAACAUUAUGCGUGACCCUCAGAACACAAUUUUCAACUCCUAUUUAAUGAUAAUUUAUUGCAUUUAAUUGUCCCAAUUUUCGUCGAUUUCUACGAAAACAGCAAAGCAAAGCUGGUCCGAGUCCAUAUAUGUCCACAUUACAAACAAUCUACAAAAUAUAUUUAACAGUUAUUUACCAAGUGGGGGUGAAUAGUGUAAGGAUAUUGGUAUCUUUCAGCUGAGGUAUAUAACUGUUUUAACAUAUACCUAAAUAAAGGCGUAUAACUGUUUUAACAUAUACCUAAAUAAAAACGCGUGCAAUGCACGUGAACACACAUGACAAGAUCAGGUAACAACCUGAUUAAACAAACAACAUGUUCAAGUUGUGAUGCGGUUAAUGUUCAACAAAUUUGUUGAAAAAGGAAAAUAUUGUAAAUGUUCCGAUCAUUCUCGGCAGUAAAAAGCUUUAAUGAGUAUUGGUGCUGUUCGACGGGAAAUACGUUAUGUCAAUAGUUUUGGGUUUCUUGGGACAGCCUGUAGAUUUUGAGAAAUUUCAGCUAAUUGUCUUUUGUCUUUAAUGUAGCCUGAAAACAGACCUACGCUUAGCCCGCCCUAAAGGGCGAAACGCAAACAAAAUCAUCCCCUUCCGCCCACUUUCCGUUCUGAUGAUGAUUGACACAUUUACAUAUAACACCUAAAAGUACAAUGAAAGUUGUCGAUUCACUUUAUUGAAAGUUUGUAAACAAAGUAAGAGUCGAUAAGUACAGAUGUUUGAAUACAUAUUAAAAAUAUUGGUAACUCCAUGCAGUAUGUUGCUAAUUGUAUAUACUAUUAGCAAACAGUUACAGCUAGUAUAAAUAAUACAACAUUUUCAACACAUUCUAUAAAUGCAAUAAAAUCUGCCUACGCAAAUUUGCCAAUGGCCAUGUCCCAUUUUUGAAAUGCAUCCAAACUAUUACAAUUCCUACAUUUUGAAACCACCAUACAAUGUUAAAAUCUAAAUAAAAUAUUUUGCACGUACUAUGUUAUCCGCCGCUCUAGGCUAGUUUGGCUAACUGAGAUAAAGCUUGUCACAAAUAUAUUUACUUCGCAUCGGAAAUGGACAUGAAUUAUCUUCAAGACAACUUUAUAGAACUGAUGUAUUCGGAAUAUUACUUUCAAAGUUUAAGCCGCGGCCAAUAUAUUUUGAUGUCAAUAUCUUAGUUAGACCGUUUUAUACGUCGAAUGCAAGUAAGACAAUAGAUAAUGAGAUGACAAACCUCAUUAAGCUUCAUUAUCUAUUGUUUGAAAUUCGACGUAUAAAACGGGCCUUAAUGACUACGAUCGUUAUUGUAACGAAAGAAUAAGAAUACUCUGUGUCUAACAAAUAAAUGAAGAUGAUUUACCCUAUCACUUACAAUUUGUUAAAUAGUAGGAAUACUAUAUAUGUUUUAAAGCCAGACAAUCAACCCGCCAGGCCAUAGGCGUACCGGGCAGCCCCUCAGUUUUUUGGGCAGUCGGGCAAUAUUCGAUCAACAGUCGGGCAAUAAUAGUCGCCAAAAUAAUUUUUCCGGAAAAAAUUUUUUGUUACUAGUCGGGCAGAAUCCCGAAAAGUCGGGCAAUUUUCUUUCCGCCCCCCUAAUUUUUUCAUUCCGGUACGCCCAUGCGCCAGGCUCUUAUAAGUCUUAGUGCCCUAGACAGAAUACUCGGCAAAUAUAUUCAAUUACUGUUUUGAAAACAUUACCAGACAACAGGAAUUAAGAUCUGCUAAAAAAUUUAAAUAUUCAGGAUAUAUGACGAUAACUGACGAAUGUGACUGGUUUACCAAUUGUGACGUGCUUCCGAGUAUGACGUAUACUGUAGUAAGGUUCAAAACAAUCAGGCAAUCAAGCGACACGAUGACAUAGUGGCUAUCACACAAAAAUGUAAUGUCCCCCAUAAUCAAUAUUCAUUGAUUUAUUUUUUAUUUUUCAAACAAUUCGCAAGCAUUACAACUUCCGUAAUUAAAACAUUGUAAAAGCUUUUAUUAAUUUUAUUUAUUAAAAAUAGUUUCAAAGGGAGCCUUUAAACCCUGUUGCCUUUUUGUUGUUCGAAGGAACUCCAGCUUCGUUUCAUAACAAAAUGUCUUGGUCUGAGAUCGUAACAAAACUCAAAAUCAGUAACUAGUAAGGUCAGGAACAAGGUGAAAAAGAAUAUUAGAUAUCAGACUUUGUCCUGGUUAAUGAAUAACGACUUCAGAGUAAAUUCACCAGAUGAUAGCAUCUGGAAAUUUGUGGACGAUGUCUUGAUUUCUGAACACCUUACAUCGAAUACCGCUUCUAUUACUCAAUCGACCGUUAAUUCUAUUCAUUUAUUGGCUUCCAACAACCCUCAAUCGACCUUUAAUUCUAUUCAAUUAUUGGCUUCCGACAACAAGAUGAUGACUUAAAAAGUGCAAGGAACUCUGAGUCUAUUAUCUCAAGAAAACGCGGAACUUGUACCCUUAAUUGGAAACGGUGCGAUCCCGUGAAGUAGGAUUAACUAUUCAAAACAACGACGAGCAUAUUUUGUCAAUAGUGACUAAGGCAUCCAAACGUUUACAUGUACUCCGGGUUCUAUGCCGUAGUGGCUGCUGACCUUAUCAAUAUUCAAUAGGUGCUGAUAGGCUUAAUUUUAGAAUACCAUUGCGACGGCGUACAGAAAUGCGCUAACUUGCUACUUGUCCGAUGAACUGGAAAAAGUGCAAAAUCGAGACAUGUAAUAAAAACACUGACUACAACGGAACACCGCCAGAGCAACGGAAUACCUCCGGAACAACUAAACAAAAUCCAAAAUGGCGGCAAAUUAUGAAGAGCAGUAAAACUAAAGUAUUAGUUUGGUUUUUUUUUGUAAAAGCACGUAAAAUGCCAAAGCUCUAACCCUUGAAUACAAAGAGUAUUUACUCAUAUUGAUUUGGGGGCAAAUAACGAAAAGUUUAGGAGAUAUAUUCAAGUUUUUUUCUCCAAAUGAAAUUCAGAAUGUUGGCCCCUGGGUGAGUAAAUGUAUGAUUGUUUUGGUUUGUGUAAUGUUUUGACGGCAUUUGAAAGGUUAUUUUGUGAGGAUUUCAAUGGUGUUUCUCGUCAAAGGGAGGCGUAAAUACUCGCGAAAAUAUUCACAUUAGAAACAAUUGAAUCCUAAUACUGCACAGUAAUUGCGAAUAUGACAGGAUACAUUUAUUUGGAAGCGCAGUUAAUUUUCACAUUUGCUAUUACAUUUGCUAUUAAUUUUCACACGUGCUAUUACAAACAAAAACCAAACUAACACUUACUAUGUUACUUUAUUAGGUCAUAUUAUGUCUAUUCAUAAUUUACCGCCAUUUUGGAUUUUGUUUAGUUAUUCGGGUGGUAUAUUCCGUUGUUCCGGUGGUAUAUUCUGUUGUUCCGGUGGUAUUCCAGAAGUCGGUGUUUAAAGCCUGGUUCACAUUGAUCGGCGAUGUUCUACGAUCCAUUGUCUGUGAGCAACGAAGAAGAAAAUGCACAAAACAUUUUAUGCAUCAAUGACCACCGACAAUGGGCAUCGCCGAUGUUUACGAUGAAUGUGAACCAGGCUUUACUACAUGCCCAAAAGCGAGCUAUGCGCGCGGCGAAGCCAGCCCGACAAUUUCGUCAUGCUAUGCAAAUUUUAAAUCAUUAUCAAUAUUCAUUUCUUUAGAAACUGUCUUCACGGUGUAUGAAGACGGAAAUAUUUGCAUAGCUUGACCAAAGUGUCGGGCUGGCUUCGCCACUGGCUAUGCGUGUUAUCCUUCCUCAUUCGUAUGAUAAAGCGCCGCAGUUAGAUAGCUGCCCAAAUUUGAACGACGGACAAUUGUAUGAUCAUGAAGAUCUCUAAUGGUACGAAAAAAAAUUUUCUUUGUCUUGUGAGUUCUGGGUUGGACCUAAUGACUUUAACACAAAGAAAAUUUUCUUGUCCGUUCCAAUCCACGAAUAAUUUUCCCGUAUUACCCAGGAUAGAAAUUGCGCUCAUCAGCACUAUGUAAUAAUAAUGUAAUUAGGAAUUCUAAUAAUUUGUCAUUGUACAAGUGAAGAACAGAAAGCUUGCAAUUGUUAUGUAUAAUAUUAAAUUUGCUAAAUUGCUAAGGGAAUCUCAUGGUAGAUUAAUUGAACCGUGAAUACAAACUAAUGGACCUUUAUCCUUAUAACUAAAAUUUUGAUCUAGACGAAAAUUUCAUCACAGCUUGAAAAAGCAUCACAAAAUUAGUAAUAUUCCAAAGUUUCGUUACGAAAUGAAGUUUGCAAUUUUCAGUCAUUUUAGAUUACAAACGGGAAAUUGAUACCCAAAUCGGGUGUUUGGGUAUCAAUUUCCCGUUUGUAAUCUAAAAUGACUGAAAAUUGCAAACUUCGCAAGGCUAUAUUAUCCGCAUUUUACAACAUUUAGCAACGAAACUUCGGAAUAUUACUAAUUUUGUGAUGCUCUUUCAAGCUGUGAUGAAAUUUUUGUUUAGACUUAUCUAGAUCAAAAUUUUAGUUAUAAGGUUAAAGGUCCAUUGAGCACGAAAUUUAUUUGUAUUUACCAAAAUUUUGGUGACAGAGAGAAAUUAUUAUCGAUAUUGCAUGCAAGUGCUUUUCAUUACUUCGGUAGAGACAAAAUUCUAAACCACAAAUAUAUAGUAUACAUAGGAAAAACAAUAUCUUCCCUGUUAACUUAAGUGAUUUUCUUUUCACAAGUAGAAAUGAAGAAAAUCCAAAACACACUGUCAAAAAAAAUCUGUUGUUGCUUGGUUUUCGUGUGAAAGCACGCUUGCCCCAUAUCGCCCCGCAUCACAAAUCGAUCAGUGAAGCUUCUGGCGUUGCACCGCCCUAAAUAUAAGACUACCCUAAUUUACUGAUAAUGUUAUAUUUUUGCUCUUUGUUUCAUUUCUGGCGUUUCAGCGCCAUCAUACACACCUACAAAAGAGGUUUUGAUCAUUUUACUGUCAUUUCAUCUUACUAUAUUAAUUGCUGUUUACUUUUCCGCUUUUAGAGACAUGGUAAUAUCAAAGAUCAUGUCUGUAGACGCCCAUCAGCAAUUGAUUAUGAAAGAAUUUUGAGAAUUCCACAUGAACCUGGCGCUGACUGGAGAGAUCUCCCUAAUACGAUCGUUCCGCUCCCCAAUGGAAGGCAUGCUGCGAAGCUGUAA
Paramuricea clavata is the source of this 7129-nucleotide messenger RNA. The record is from the annotation of a GenBank genome assembly. Lineage: Eukaryota; Metazoa; Cnidaria; Anthozoa; Malacalcyonacea; Plexauridae.